Molecule: messenger RNA, 636 nt
Organism: Sabethes cyaneus
Lineage: Eukaryota; Metazoa; Arthropoda; Insecta; Diptera; Culicidae
Gene: Naa20A
Product: N-alpha-acetyltransferase 20
Exons: 2
Coding region: 71-592 (173 amino acids)
Biological process (GO): N-terminal peptidyl-methionine acetylation
Cellular component (GO): NatB complex
Molecular function (GO): protein-N-terminal amino-acid acetyltransferase activity
Source: RefSeq, a predicted model, not a curated record
UUUUAUUCACGCUUUUUCCCCAGAUUUGCUACCGUUUUUAUUACCAAUCUUCUAAUAAAAUAACCACAAAAUGACGACACUCCGGCCUUUUACCUGUAACGAUAUGUUCAAAUUCAACAAAGUAAAUCUGGAUCCGCUGACAGAGACUUACUGUCUGUCAUUUUACAUGCAGUAUUUGGCCCACUGGCCGGAGUACUUUCAAGUGGCCGAAUCACCGACUGGGGAAAUCAUGGGCUACAUCAUGGGUAAAGCUGCUGGCCAAGGCGAAAACUGGCACGGCCACGUGACGGCGCUGACGGUAUCCCCCGAUUAUCGCCGCUUGGGACUGGCUGCAACGCUAAUGAACUUCCUGGAGGACGUAUCGGAAAAGAAACGCUGCUACUUUGUGGAUUUGUUUGUACGUGUCAGCAAUAAGGUGGCAAUCGAUAUGUACACCAAACUCGGUUACAUUGUGUAUCGAACCGUGUUGGAGUAUUACGUCGGGGACCCUGACGAAGAUGCAUACGAUAUGCGGAAAGCAUGCUCGCGAGACGUACAGCGGAAAUCGGUGAUUCCAUUGACGCAUCCGGUUCGACCAGACGAGGUGGACUGAUAGAGAACUAGUAUUAAGUAGCCAUUCAAUUUGUCCAAAAUAAA